UCGUUCUCUUAGCGUCACUGUGAUUAGCUGCAGCAACGUCUCGUUUUUCACGUACGGAUCAUAUUCUUCGUGUUGUAGACAGAAAUGGAGGAGCUGAGCGCUGUGGGUGAACAGGUUUUUGAUGCUGAAUGCAUUUUAAACAAACGACUCAAAAAGGGAAAGUUAGAGUUUCUCGUGAAGUGGAGAGGAUGGUCAUCCAAACACAACAGUUGGGAGCCUCAAGAAAAUAUCCUUGACCCAAGGCUGUUGGCGGCAUUUAACAAAAAAGAGCAUGAAAAGGAGCUUCUCUUGCGAAAUAAAGGAAAACGGCCCAGAGGAAGACCACGGAAAAUUGUAAAAAAUCAAGUCCCAGAAACUCCAAAAUCAAGUAGCUCUUCAUCUGGCUCAUCUUCUGACUCCUCUGAUUCUUCAUCCUCCUGCUCCUCAUCCUCGUCAGAAGAAGACGAUGAUGACAAUGAUGUUGAGCAAGCAAAUCAGAUUGUAAGGACACGGGAAAAUCAUCCUGUCCCUCAGAAGAAAGCAGAGAUAGUUGUGGCUAAACAGGAACCGCCGAAUAAGCGGAGUAAGAAGCCCGCGACGCCUGAAGGGAAUGAGUUGCCGCAUAAAAGGGGUCUCCGAAAAAAUCCAAAGAUGUCCAAUGAUACAGAUCAUCCUGGAGCAAUCAAAAAGCCUGUUCAACUUGCAAGUUAUACCCUAAUGGGUUUUCAACAAGGCUUAGGUAGAGAUACAGUUGGUCAAGGCGUGGGUUCCCUUGGCCAUGGUGGCCCUCAGAAAAGCGCUGUAGGAUCUAGCAAAUCCACUCAAAGUCCGUCUUUGUCCCUCUACAAAUCUAACAAAAGCAGGGAUGUCACUGAAGGGAAAACCUCCGGGUCCAGUAAAGACACUGAAAAACAUCUGGAAUUGAAUACCUCAUCUGGAAAAUCAAAUGGUGUGGCAGCGUUGAGCCUGAAUACUGGCAAAAACCCUAGUCAAGCGAACGUUCGGCAUAGCCUCAGUUCCCCCAACGGACAAAAAAAGCCCCAAGGUUCUGUGUCAGGUCUUCAGCGAAUACCCCAUGCUAAAGCAGUGGGUUUUGGACCAUCCAAGAACAACAACUCCAGUCAGGGUUCUGGCUUUCAGCCUCUUAACCUUCAGAACAAACCAGCACAGAACAGCACCACUUCUGAAAAUGAAGCUACAUUAUUGUCAGGAACAAAAAUUGCACCAAAACCAGCAAGAAAAGCUAAUGCCCCACAAAACCAAGACUGCAACCCUAAUAAAAGUCCAGAAAGUCCGUGUAGAUUAGAGGCAGGAAAGAAUUAUUCUGAAGCAAACAAAACCAAGGAGGCAGCAGAAAUCCGGUCCACUCACAACCAAGGCAGACUAGAGAAGAGCAGCGUGCAUACGUUCCCCCAACAAGAAAAAUUUGCUUACAAAACUGGCAGAAAAAUGAACGACAUGAGCACUGGGGAAGAUGAAACGAGCUCCGACUCGGAUCAGGACUCUACCUGCAGUGGCAAGGAUAGCUCGAUGAACCAGACCCAGGACUGGAAGCCAACGCGUGAUCUAAUAGAACAUGUGUUUGUAACAGACGUCACGGCUAAUCUGGUCACAGUCACAGUGAAGGAGUCUCCCACCAGCAUGGGAUUCUUCAGCGUUCGCAACUACUGACAAGACUCUAGACUCUAGAGGUGACAACAAGAUAUUUUCGUAUUUCAACUGAUCUCUUGAGGGGUCACAACAGCAGACCAUCCUGCCUCCAGCUAUGGGCUGCAGACCAGAUACAGUAAAACCUGAAAGCUCUAGGAAACUCUAGUUAUUUUUUUUUUCUUUGAAAAUAUUUUUCAGAU
Cynoglossus semilaevis (tongue sole) is the source of this 1829-nucleotide messenger RNA. It is a transcript of the gene cbx2, whose product is annotated as chromobox homolog 2 (Drosophila Pc class). NCBI's taxonomy places the organism in Eukaryota, Metazoa, Chordata, Actinopteri, Pleuronectiformes, Cynoglossidae. Bases 85 to 1650 code for a protein of 521 amino acids. The transcript is spliced from 5 exons. The record is from RefSeq and is a predicted model, not a curated record. Gene Ontology annotation, biological process: negative regulation of transcription by RNA polymerase II. Gene Ontology annotation, cellular component: heterochromatin; PRC1 complex.